Lycium ferocissimum is the source of this 888-nucleotide messenger RNA. RefSeq lists its product as uncharacterized. Gene Ontology annotation, molecular function: nucleic acid binding. The record is from RefSeq and is a predicted model, not a curated record. The coding region runs from base 1 to 888 and encodes 295 amino acids. The transcript has 2 exons. Lineage: Eukaryota; Viridiplantae; Streptophyta; Magnoliopsida; Solanales; Solanaceae.
AUGGAACGUGGAAGCUGUAAUGAUACUCUAGAUCGAGAAUUGGCUCGGCAUAUCAAGGAUAAUAUCAAAGUUCCGGAUGGAGAAGAAGAUGAUGAACCAUGUUGGAUGUUGGAAACAAAUGGCAAAUUCUCAGUUAAAUCUGCAUGGGAAUUUCUUAGGCAUAGAGAGAGCAAACAAACCAGCUAUAGGUUUAUAUGGGAGAAAGGGUUGCCUAUAAAGAUAAGCUUUUUUAUGUGGAGGGUGUGGAAAGGGAGAAUCUCUACAGAUGAUAUAUUAAAAAGGAUGAUGAUCAAUAUACCAUCAAGAUGCUGGUGCUGUGAGGAGCAUAAGGAGGAAACUGUAGUUCACUUAUUUCUAACAUCUUCCAUAGCUGUCAAGUUAUGGAAGUUUUUUGCUUCUUGUGCAGGUAUUCCCACAGAUGGAGUUGGUCUACAUCAAAUGAUCAUGGCAUGGUGGACUGCUGAGACAAAACCAAAAUUGCAACCUAUUUAUAGAGCAAUGCCAGCAGUGAUCAUGUGCACCUUAGUAGAUACAAAACCAAAAGUUUAUUAUGCUAAGGUGUUGUGGAGGAUGCCACCUUUAGGGAGAUUAAAAUGUAAUACAGAUGGGGCAUGCAGAGGCAAUCAUGGGAUCAGUUCAUUUAGAUUCUGCAUCAUAGAUAGCAAUGGAGAUUUGGUUUAUGCAGAAGCACAACAAAUGGGAAUAGCAACAAACAUGGAAGCGGAAAAUUUGCGAGACCAUAAAAAUGGCACCGAAGUUCUCAAAGAACACAACAUUCAACAGCUUUUAAUCGGAGACCGAUUCACUUGUCCUUCAAAAUAUCUUACAAGAUACAUGGAUCACUCCAUGGAACCGAGAAAUCGUAUUGAAGAGAUCAAACGGACAUGA